Molecule: messenger RNA, 621 nt
Organism: Procambarus clarkii (red swamp crayfish)
Lineage: Eukaryota; Metazoa; Arthropoda; Malacostraca; Decapoda; Cambaridae
Source: RefSeq, a predicted model, not a curated record
AUGUCGCCUACUGUUACGACGGUGCUGGCCGACUGUGAACAGUGGCUAGCACAGUUAUCAAAUACAGUCCUUCCACUGUCGUUCCGUACAGCCCUUUCACCGCUAACCUCCCAGCAUGAGGCGCGGCAAUAUACCAUCCUUGCCUACACGCUAAGCCAGCCUGCUCGCACGCCGCCCGUCCUCACGCCGCCCGUCCUCACGCCCGCCCGUCCACACGCCCGCCCGUCCUCACGCCCGCCCGUCCACACGCCCGCCCGUCCUCACGCCCGCCCGUCCUCACGCCCGCCCGUCCUCACGCCCGCCCGUCCUCACGCCCGCCCGUCCUCACGCCGCCCGUCCUCACGCCCGCCCGUCCACACGCCCGCCCGUCCUCACGCCCGCCCGUCCACACGCCCGCCCGUCCACACGCCCGCCCGUCCUCACGCCCGCCCGUCCUCACGCCCGCCCGUCCACACGCCCGUCCGUGCCCACGCCCGCCCGUCCUCACGCCCGCCCGUCCACACGCCCGCCCGUCCGCACGCCCGCCCGUCCACACGCCCGACCGUCCUCACGCCCGCCCGUCCUCACGCCCGCCCGUCCACACGCCCGCCCGUGCCCACGCCCGCCAUUAUAGCCCCCACA